AGCUGUGAGGGGAACAGCGCUGGUGUAACCGCCGGGCUGAUUCCGCGCUGCUGAUUCCGGGGUGGUUACGCAGUGUCUGUGUUGCUAACGUGACAGAAAAGGAGAAGGGCAGUGGCAGCAGCCACAGUGCUAACUAACGGAUAUAACUUACCUUAGUAACCCAGCCCGAGAAAGUCUGAGAAAAGUUAUUAGCUUUAUAAUACGAGCCAUGAGCUGAUACACUUCAGGCUUUAGUUAACUAACUUACACAAAGUUUUUAUAUAUGAAAUUAGUUUGGAAAUUAAGAUUUUAAGCGACUGCUGAGGCUCGGGUAAGAUGGACGGUAACCUUACGGAAAUGUUAGAAGAAUUUAUGGGAAGCGCACUUGUUACAUGGGUGUAUCUGUUUAAAGACAUGGUGGAUGAUGAGGGAAACGGCCCCUUCUCCCAGGACUACAUGGAAGUGAACUCCAACCCCCAUAAUGCAGUGCAGCAGUAUCUGCGCCUCACCGACGGCAUCUACCUCAAUGAAGUCAUGAGAAUCAUUGACCCAAAUCCAAAAGUAGAGCAAAUCUAUCACAAUGUGCAUGAUGAUAAGAUACUCCGAGUUCAGAAUUUCUCCAUCCUUAAUCGGCACCUCAGGUCCUACUAUCAGGAAAAUCUUCAGCAACUUGUUUUGAUGCCUCUUCCGAAUGUGGCUGUUUUGGGACGAGACCCUCUUACAGAGGGUGCUGUGGAGGAACUAAGAAGGCUGCUGCUGCUAUUACUGGGAUGUGCUGUGCAGUGUGAGACGAAGGAAACCUUUAUCCAGCAAAUCCAGUCACUCAACAUUGAAACCCAGGCAGCUCUUGCUCUCUGCAUUCAGGAGGUGACUCAGGACCCCAGUGCUGUGCUGCCGCUGCAGUACGGGGAUGUGUGUGGGCUGGAGGGAGUGGAUAUGCAGGUUCUGCUUGGUUCCCUGGCCCGACAGAUUCAGACCCUACUGGCUCAGAGAGAUGCACAUCUUGAGAGGAUUGUAGAACUGUGUGAGCAUCGUGAAUCUGGAAAAUCCCCAACAGUGCCCCAUUCGGGACUCUGGGACAACGCUCCUGAAGGACUGUCAAUACAACUGGCAGACAGCAAAGCAAAAUUACGUCGACUCAAACAGGAACUGGAAGAUAAAGAAGAUCAAAUUCUGGAUUAUAAGCAAGAAAUGCAAACAAUGGAAGAAGAACUAAAGAAACUACAGUGUGAGAACCGGGCGUUGCAGGGCGAGGUUCGUGUUAGUCGAGGGCUACGUGAUGAACUGGACUGUCUGCGUGAGCGAGCAGCUAGAGCAGAGCAGCUACAGACAGAGCUGAAAACCUGCACACAUCGUCUGCGCAGCAUGGAGCUCUACCGCACUCAACUGAAGGAGCAGCAGCAGUACUGUGCCUCUCUGCAGGAGAACAAGGCUCUCCUGGAGGAGCAGCUAGCUGAUGCACGGGCACGGUGCUCUGCUCUACGGGAGCUGGAGAAGGACAAUCUUCUACUACGACAGAAACUCAUGGAUAUGGAGGGGGAGCGGGAUGUGGAGAGACAGAGGGUAGAUGAGUUGUUGGAGAUGAACAUGGGUCUGCAGGUGGAAAUGAAGCGCCACUCUCACUCUGCUGAUGUCAUUCGGAGUAUGACUCACUCUCGAGUCCUACAGUCAGAGCUGGGGUCUGAUGAAGAGCUUCAGGAGUUCAAGAGCCCUCCAUCUCCUGAGGUGGACCUUAAGCCCCUGAGUGUCGAGGUGGAUGAAGCAUCCUCGCUGAGACUUCUGGGAGCUGAAAAUGAAAACGCAGAGCUUAGAAGAAGACUGGAGCUUCUGCAGGCCGAGCAGGAGGCCAAUUCCCCUGAGGUGAAAGAGGCUCUGCAGGGACUGACAGACAGACUCACACAACUGCAGGACGAGCACCAGAAUACACUCAGAGAGUUUCAGAACAUGAAGAAUGAAAAUACCACUCUGAAGACAAGCCUUGAAGAGCUGAAGAAAGUCCAGAGACUCCAAGAGAAGGAGAGAGAGAAUGAGAGGUCAACCAAAAAAGUGGAGAGAGUGAUUCUGAGAGGAGAGUGUGAAGGAAAAGACAUGGCAAGGAUAAAGGAGGCUGGCAGAGCAGAGGAAAGAAAAGAAGACAUUAAGAGACCGCAGAGAGAAGAAGGAGAGGGAGAAGAGGUACGACUCAGAGAAAGAAAAGAGGAGGCUAAAGAUGAAGCGGGAAGGAAAGAAAGAGGAGAAGCAGAGGGAGAGAAAGAAAUUGAGAGACAGAAAGAAAAAUCAGAAGACAGGUCAGCAAAGGAUAAAAGCCAGACAGAUAUACAGCAGCCCACACAGACGGAAGAUCAAAAAGAAGAGGUGAGAGAGCUAGAUGAGAAGCUCAGACAGGAAACCUUGACUCUGUCUGCUCAGCUCCAGAAGGCCAUGGAGGAGGCAGACCGGCAGGCAGCUCUGGUUCAGGAGCUGCACUCCAAACUUGGGGAGCAGAUCAAGAAGACCCAGGAGGGAGAACAGAAACUGCUUCUUGUGGAGGCUGAGAGUCAGAGACUGAGGAAAGCAUCAGAGAACCUUACAGAAGCUAGAAAAAAGAUAGAGAGUUUGCAGUGUGAAUCUAUGCACCAGGAGGAGGACCUGAUGCGUCUCCGCAGUCAGGUAGAGCUGCAGAAGAUGGAGGCUGCAGUAAUUCCUCAGUUAGAGGGCGAGAGAGCUAAACUAGAGAGAGAAAGAGAGACUCUCAAGGCUACCAUAGAUUGUCUCAGGGCCACAGUGCGCAAGGGUGAUCAGCUGGAGUUGACCAAUCAGACUCUUAAAUCUGAGCUUGAGCGUUUAGGGCGGAGCUUAGAAUCUGCCCGCCGAAGAGAAGAGGAGUUAGAGGCUGAACUAAAGGAGUCUGGUCUUGAAGUAGAGUCUCUGAACAGAAGGCACGAUCAGGCCAUGCUGGAGGUCACAAGGUUGGAGCAAGAGAAGGAAGCGUGUCAGUCUGAACUGGACAGCCAGCGGCGUGAGCAGAGACAGAGGGAGCGAGAGAUGGCCAGACUCAGACAGCAGCUGGAGAGCACUGCCUCAGCCCUGGAACAUGGUAACCAGAGGGCCUGCAGCCUGGAGCUCCAGCACAGACGAGUCUGUCAGGAACUCAGCCAGCUUAAAGAGACCUGCUCUAAACUGGAGGAACUGCAAAAGGAGAACCAACAGCUAAAUGCCCUAAAUGCUGACAGGAACACACAAAUCACCUCAAUAACACAGGAGCUAGCCACUGAGAGAGUCCAGUCCCAGCAGUUGUCCAAUCAGAUUGCCAAUCUGAAUCAGUCUCUUAAAGAGAUGGAUGCCAAGCUUAAAGAGGCCACCUCACAACUUCAGCUGCAAACUAAGCUUUCCAGAGAAAUGUCUGAGGCAACUUCCUCCACAUCCAAUGUAGCCACAGAGACGGUAGAAGAAUCUAGACCAAACAGGCAGUCUCCAACUCCAAAGAAAGAAAGCAAUGAGGAGGCGAAUAUCUGCUCUGUGAAUCAGAUCUCAGACAGACACAACUCUCUCUGUGCUUCAGAGGACUUAAAAACCUCUAUGGAGAAACCUCAGAGUGCUGAUACCAACAGAGAGGGACAGGAGCCUGUCAGUGAGAGACUGAUAACCCUGGAGAAAGAGAAUGGGAUGCUACUGCGAGAGCGGGACGUGUUGCUUUCACAGCUGGCCCAGUCUCAAACAGCCUGCUCUCAACUGCGAGAACAGCUGCACACAGUGCAGCGUCACUCCAUCUGUCUGCAGGAGAACUGCACCAAACUACAGGACCUCAACACAAAACUGCAGGUAGAACAGGCUUCUCUAAGCUCCCAGCAUGCCUCUGUGCUGGCACGGUGCAGAGAGAGUGAGGUGCGCUGUGCCACUCUGGAGGCGGAGUCUAAAGUUUGGCAGAAGGAGAGGGAAGAGUCAUUUGUGCGGGUUGAGGCUUUAAGGCGGGACCAUGAGAGAUUGACAGCUUUGCAGCAGAGACAAGAGGCGGAGCUAGAUGAACAACUGGACAAAUACAGCAAGCUAAAGAGCAGCAGCCGGAGUAUGGAGGCACAGUACAAGGACCUUGAGGCCAGGCAUAAAGAGCUGAUGGAGAGCAAAGCACAGCUGGAGGAGGCAGACAGAGCGAUACAAUUGGAGAGAGAGAGGAUGGAAAGAGCAAUGCAAGAGCGGGCGGAGAGAGAGAAAGAUCUGGAGCGGCUGAAAAUGGAGAACGACAGGUAUGUGAACUUGCAGAAGGAGCAGGUGCAGUCAGAGUUAUUGGCCCAGAUAUCAGUCCUGCGCGGUGACAUGAGCUCAGUCCAGCUAGAGCGGACCAGAUUGGAGGGUGAACUCAGCAAACUGAAAGAGCAGAACCAGCAGCUGGACCUUAACAACGUCCGCCUCAACAGCCAAUACCAGCUUCUUACUCAGUUAAAGGGGAAUAUGGAAGAGGAGAACAAGCACCUGGUGGAGCAGAACCAGGCUCUGGCUAAAGAGAACAGGGCCUUAAUGGAGCGCAGCCUGGAGAGCAGAGAUCAACACCACAACCAACAGAGAGAGUAUCUUGAUAAAUUGAAUGAGCUCCGCCGGGAGAAGCAGAAGUUAGUAGAAAAGAUAAUGGAUCAGUAUCGGGUUCUGGAGCCUGGCGUGCCUGCACCCAAACAAGUCAAAAAAUCCAACUGGAUUGCGGAUCGUAUGAAGAAGCUAAUAAAGCCUAAAGGAAUCAGAGAAGGUCAGGCCAAAUUCAUCGCUGCCGGCAGCAUAGAGAACCUGGCAGACAUCGGAGAUGCACCACCCUCCUCUCCAGCGCACAUUCAUGAGGUAGACCCCCGCAGUGCACCAGUUUCCCCCACACCCCUGCGGAGGGUGUCCUCUCAGGGAGAUACAGAAGAACAGCCCAAAGUGGUGGUUCGGUCAGCGCGUCGUAAGCUGGGCUCCAGACACGGUUGGGGGAUGAGCCGGGGCAGAGAGGGGGCCGUGUCCCAGUCCUUCAGUCCAGGAGACCAGCGUCCCCUGCCCCGCGGCCGCUUCCGCACACCGUCCUCCGCACUGUGGGAGAAGGAGAAGGACAGCAGCCCUUCACCCAGUGAGGAGGGUAGAGGUGUUUCAGGUGAGAGUGAAGAGAAUCUUACGCUUGAGCACUCAGACGUUAGCCGUGUCUCCUCUGGAGCUGAAGAUUUCCAUUCCAGCUUUGACAAACCCAUGGAUUAGGAACAAGAAGAAGAUACGUACGACUGUAGUAAUAAUUAUUUUUUAUUUACUUUUUUUGACUGUUUUUAUUCAGCAUUUAUAUGAUGUACAUUGGCUAUUUUAUGGGCGUAUAUGAGCACUGUCCAGUGCAUUGCUGGGUUUUGCCACAGUCUUGUUUGCACUAUAAAUUAAAACAGAUGUAUUUUAAGUAAAGCUUGAAUAAAUAUUUUUUUGUACAUUU
Messenger RNA from Astyanax mexicanus (Mexican tetra), 5395 nucleotides. It is a transcript of the gene ccdc88b, whose product is annotated as coiled-coil domain containing 88B. The transcript is spliced from 29 exons. Gene Ontology annotation, molecular function: dynein light intermediate chain binding; microtubule binding. The coding region runs from base 316 to 5175 and encodes 1619 amino acids. Gene Ontology annotation, cellular component: cytoplasm; centrosome. The record is from RefSeq and is a predicted model, not a curated record. Gene Ontology annotation, biological process: cytoskeleton-dependent intracellular transport; cytoplasmic microtubule organization. Lineage: Eukaryota; Metazoa; Chordata; Actinopteri; Characiformes; Acestrorhamphidae.